AUGUCGUCCAGUCAUCCGAUACCCCAGAUGGUUAACAUCUCGCACGCUUUGCAGUCUACUGCUGUCGAGAAGAUACGUAGCGACAUCAAGGAUCUACAACAAGUGGCGGAGCUGACCUUGGACCAAAAGCAGACCAUCAAUAAGUACAUUGAGUCGCUGAAUGCGGCCUUUGCCCAAUUUACGAAGGAUAAUGAGCAUGUAGAGCGAUCUGUGGAUAAGUCGAUCACUGCAGCAGAUACGCAGUUGUAUAUGGGACUUAAGGGAAUGUACACAGAUUAUUUGUCGCAGUUAGAAAGGAUAAGGCAAGAAAAGAGCACGGAUGUGGUAAACGCAAAAGCCAGUAAUGAGUCUGUACUGCAUAUUAUUAAAGAGGAACUGCCCACAAAACAUGCCAAGGAAAGAAGGCUGUACAUCGAUAAGCUGAUUAAAAACUAUCCAAAUGACAAGCUGCCGAAAAAAUCGGUUGGAUUGGUCCAAUCGAUCAUCAAGUUAUGCUCACUAGAUUCUGACUUUACGCCGACCUUGAAAUCUUAUGUCCAUUUGCUAAAGAUGAUGGGGUACAAAUAUGAGGCUAUUAAGAAGUAUGUCCCGCAAGACCUAGACAACCUGAUGUCGGAGCUCUUUGACAAGGGAUCUACUAAGAAUGAAGAGAUUUCAUCUUUGAUGGCAAGCAAUGGUGAUUCUCAAAAUGCAUUGUUGGAUGAUGAGCCCAAGAAAAAGAUUUCAUUCUCUAAAUAUCUGAAGAAAGGUGAUGAGGUAGUUAACGAGAAUAAUAAACGAGAAUCAUCUAAAAUAUCUGAGAUCACAAGUCGACCAGCGAAGAUAAUUAAAAAAAAUAAUAAGGGUAUUGGCAGUAAUAGCGGCACCAAAGUUUCAUUAAAUUCGAUUUUAAAAACGAGCGGUAGCAGUCGAAGUAAGAGGAGUUCCACGGGGAUUAGAUUUGAAGAUGAUUCACAAUUAGUACGAGUUUACGGCUAUGGGCUACCGAACGAGGGGUUGAAAGUCUCGCCUGAAGAGCUGAAAAAGGUGCUGAAGCCAUUCAAGGAAGGUGAACCUCGCGAAGCUCUGCUCAUUAAGAACUACGAAGGAAAGGCCAAAGAGCUGGAUAUCGAGUUUGAUAUGUUGGCAGAGCAAUCAGAUAUCUCAGAGCUCAAAGGUGGUCCAAUCCCGUGUGACACCGCAGUGCCCUUGAAAUAUCGAAAGGGUUUCUCUAACUUCACCUCAGAUCUAGGUAAUAAACCUGCAAGAGAACCUGUUAUCAUAGAUGAUCUAAAUGAAAACUCCAAAAACUUGAAAGGCCCAUUAAUAAUGAAAGCGUUUGGUAAAAAUAGUUUACUUCUGCGGAAAGAUAGGGGAGGAAUUCCCUACAGGCGAAUUCCAGAUGUUGUGCCCAUCAAUUAUCCACCACGACCCGUUGAUUAG
Zygotorulaspora mrakii is the source of this 1422-nucleotide messenger RNA. It is a transcript of the gene REF2, whose product is annotated as RNA-processing protein REF2. The coding region runs from base 1 to 1422 and encodes 473 amino acids. The transcript has a single exon. The record is from RefSeq and is a predicted model, not a curated record. NCBI's taxonomy places the organism in Eukaryota, Fungi, Ascomycota, Saccharomycetes, Saccharomycetales, Saccharomycetaceae.